Messenger RNA from Pseudovirgaria hyperparasitica, 727 nucleotides. RefSeq lists its product as uncharacterized. Bases 1 to 576 code for a protein of 191 amino acids. NCBI's taxonomy places the organism in Eukaryota, Fungi, Ascomycota, Dothideomycetes, Acrospermales, Acrospermaceae. The transcript has a single exon. The record is from RefSeq and is a predicted model, not a curated record. Gene Ontology annotation, cellular component: extracellular region.
AUGCUCUUCCGCACAAUCACCACCACCCUCUCCGCCCUCUCAACCACAGCCCUCAGCCUCCCCACCCCCUCCUCCUCCCCCGACACCAUAAACCUAUCCCUCCCCUCCAACGGCCGCGCCGUCGAGCAAGGCAUCUACAACAUCGACCGCGAAACCCGCACCCUCAACACCGCCGUCCUCGCCUACACCCCCACCUCAUCCAUCGACCCCAUCCUCCACGGCUGGGCCGAAAUCGACCGCGUAAACCGCAUCGCCUACGACGCCGCAAAGACCUCCGGCGCCUUCACACAGCCCGAGAGCGCCGCCAUUGCCACCGCUGUCACGCGCUCCGUCGGCGUCAGCAUCCCCGUCUUGGUUGCGAAUGUCAAGGCCAAGAAGGCGGAGUUCCGGGCUGCUGGGUAUGAUAAUUCGAUUUUGAGUGCGCUGAAUUUGAUUCUGUUUGAUCAUGAUUCGUUUAGUGCGGCGACGGGGUUGCGGUUGACGGUUGAUGCGUUGCCGGAGGCUGGGGCGGGGGCCGUGGAGGUUGAUUUGGCGUGGAGGGAUGGGGUUGCGUUUUAUGCGGAUUCGGCGGCGUGAGUGGCUGGGUGGGUGUGUGUAUGUUGUGGUUGUGGUUGUGUAUAUUGUUUAUAUCACAUACUCUCCUGUGCUAACAGUGCUUGUCGUUCGUCCGUACGUAUCAUAGAACUUGCAACGGCGGAUCUGCGUCUUCGAGUUGACGUUGGGAUAG